This is a messenger RNA of Peromyscus eremicus (cactus mouse), 6060 nucleotides long. RefSeq names its product glutamine--fructose-6-phosphate transaminase 1 (gene Gfpt1). Gene Ontology annotation, molecular function: L-glutamine:D-fructose-6-phosphate transaminase (isomerizing) activity; carbohydrate derivative binding. Bases 154 to 2199 code for a protein of 681 amino acids. Gene Ontology annotation, biological process: protein N-linked glycosylation; fructose 6-phosphate metabolic process; UDP-N-acetylglucosamine metabolic process. The record is from RefSeq and is a predicted model, not a curated record. NCBI's taxonomy places the organism in Eukaryota, Metazoa, Chordata, Mammalia, Rodentia, Cricetidae. The transcript has 19 exons.
AGUUAAGGGCCGAGCCGCGAGUCCGGCAGUCGUGUCCGAGCUGUCGCAUCCCGGAGUCCGCCUCAUCGCCGCCACCCCGGCCCGAGCUCGUCCUCGCUUCCGAAGCUCUCGCGCGCCCGACGACCGCUCGGCCCUCGCCCCGCGACCAGCACCAUGUGCGGUAUAUUUGCCUAUUUAAAUUACCAUGUUCCCCGAACAAGACGAGAAAUCUUGGAGACCCUAAUCAAAGGCCUUCAGAGACUGGAGUACAGAGGAUAUGAUUCUGCUGGUGUGGGACUUGAUGGAGGUAAUGACAAAGACUGGGAAGCCAAUGCCUGCAAAAUCCAGCUCAUUAAGAAGAAAGGAAAAGUUAAGGCCCUGGAUGAAGAAGUUCACAAACAACAAGAUAUGGACUUGGAUAUAGAAUUUGAUGUACAUCUUGGAAUAGCUCAUACCCGUUGGGCAACACAUGGAGAACCUAAUCCUGUUAAUAGUCACCCUCAACGCUCUGAUAAAAAUAAUGAAUUUAUUGUUAUUCAUAAUGGAAUCAUCACCAACUACAAAGACUUGAAAAAGUUUUUGGAAAGCAAAGGCUAUGACUUUGAAUCUGAGACAGACACAGAAACCAUUGCAAAGCUUGUCAAGUACAUGUAUGACAACUGGGAAAGCCAGGACAUCAGUUUUACUACCUUGGUGGAGAGAGUUAUCCAACAAUUGGAAGGCGCUUUUGCACUUGUGUUUAAAAGUGUUCAUUUUCCUGGGCAAGCAGUUGGCACAAGGCGAGGUAGCCCCCUCUUGAUUGGUGUGCGGAGUGAGCAUAAGCUUUCUACAGAUCACAUUCCGAUUCUGUACAGAACAGGCAAAGACAAGAAAGGAAGCUGCAAUCUCUCCCGUGUGGACAGCACGACAUGCCUUUUCCCUGUUGAGGAAAAGGCAGUUGAAUAUUACUUUGCUUCUGAUGCAAGUGCUGUGAUAGAGCACACCAAUCGUGUCAUCUUUCUCGAAGAUGACGAUGUUGCAGCAGUGGUGGAUGGCCGUCUUUCCAUCCAUCGAAUUAAACGAACUGCAGGAGACCAUCCUGGCCGAGCUGUGCAAACCCUCCAGAUGGAACUCCAGCAGAUCAUGAAGGGCAACUUUAGUUCAUUCAUGCAGAAAGAAAUUUUUGAGCAGCCAGAAUCCGUUGUGAACACAAUGAGAGGAAGAGUCAAUUUCGAUGACUAUACUGUGAAUUUGGGAGGUUUGAAAGACCACAUUAAGGAAAUCCAACGGUGUCGGCGGUUGAUUCUUAUUGCUUGUGGCACAAGUUACCACGCUGGUAUGGCAACCCGUCAGGUUCUGGAGGAGCUGACCGAGUUGCCAGUGAUGGUGGAGCUCGCUAGUGACUUCUUGGAUAGAAACACUCCAGUCUUUCGAGAUGAUGUUUGCUUUUUCAUUAGUCAAUCAGGUGAGACAGCUGACACCCUGAUGGCUCUUCGUUACUGUAAGGAGAGAGGAGCCUUAACUGUGGGGAUCACAAAUACAGUCGGCAGUUCUAUAUCAAGGGAGACAGAUUGUGGGGUUCAUAUUAAUGCUGGUCCUGAGGUUGGCGUGGCCAGUACAAAGGCGUACACCAGCCAGUUUGUGUCCCUUGUGAUGUUUGCCCUCAUGAUGUGUGAUGACAGGAUCUCCAUGCAAGAGAGGCGUAAAGAGAUCAUGCUUGGAUUAAAGCGGCUGCCAGACUUGAUUAAGGAAGUGCUGAGCAUGGAUGAUGAAAUUCAGAAGCUGGCAACAGAGCUUUACCACCAGAAGUCAGUCCUGAUAAUGGGACGAGGCUAUCAUUAUGCUACGUGUCUCGAAGGAGCCCUGAAAAUCAAGGAGAUUACUUACAUGCACUCUGAAGGCAUCCUUGCUGGUGAGCUAAAGCACGGCCCUCUGGCCUUGGUGGACAAGUUGAUGCCUGUCAUCAUGAUCAUCAUGCGGGACCACACUUAUGCCAAGUGCCAGAACGCUCUACAGCAGGUGGUUGCACGGCAGGGGCGUCCUGUCGUGAUCUGUGAUAAGGAAGAUACUGAGACCAUUAAGAACACAAAAAGGACAAUCAAGGUGCCCCACUCAGUGGACUGCUUGCAGGGCAUUCUCAGUGUGAUCCCUUUACAGCUGCUGGCUUUCCAUCUGGCUGUGCUGAGAGGCUACGAUGUUGAUUUCCCACGGAAUCUUGCCAAAUCUGUAACUGUAGAGUAAAAGGCAUCUGAAACUUAAGACAGUUAAGCAACAUAAGACUCCUUUUGUAUUUAAAUUUUUGAUUUAAACUGUUGCUGCCUGAAAGCCUUUUUAAGUAAAUUCUUAUUUAUGUAUCAGUUAUAAUUAUCCCACUCAAUUAAUGAUUUUUGUGCAAUUGCCUCAUUUUCAAUAAUCCAUGGGGGAGUUUGAUUAAUAGAAUUUAAAUCUAAACCUAAAAUCAGAGAGAUUUUAGCUGCAGUGUUGUUUAAAGAACUGGAUAAUGAAUUUCUUGGUCCUCCACUUAGUCAAGGAGGAUUGAUGAGGUUUUGAGAUGAUUGUUGUUUUACCAUGCCUGGAUUCAGUUAGACUGUUGAAAGACCCGUGCAUUUAAUUGGAGUACUCAAAGUCAAAAGCCAGUGUGUGCUAGUGCCUGGACACCUGCUCAAGGCUUUGCUACAUUAUUUAUAAGUAGAAGAGGCUGUGGUUUAUUUUGAAGCUCAUCUCUGUCUUGUUUUUAAAUCAAACUCUACACCUAAAAAACCUGGUGAGAUUUGUAUCUAAGUUCAGUUAAAUUGGUCUAAACAUGGCUGUCAUCUCUAGGUUGAGGGAAUGUAGGGGGUGUGUGUUACAACUGUGUCCCCCACACUUGACUAGAAGACCAUGCAGAGUUUUGUAGCACUACAAAUCUGAACUGCUUUAGACACUGACAGUGUGGCUGGACAUUUGCAGGUAGGACAUGGACAUCCUACUCCUGUUUCUUCAUCUCCUAAGAGAGGUUUGCAUUUCCUUGAAGCUGUAGAGCUUAAUUAAAAACAAAAACAAAAAACUACUGUUGAAUGACAUACUUUGUUUCCUUUGAAAUCACAGCACAGAGUUGCUAUCAAGUGUCUCAAAUUGGUAUUGGCAUGUUCAGUACUCUCCAGCUUUGUCCCACGAGUUUCCUGCAGGUUAAUUUUAAUUCCUUCCCUGCCUUUUUGCAGCAAAGUAUCCCUUGGUGCCAGUUUGGAGGUUCUUUUUGAUUCCUUGUGAGAUUUGCACACUUUCACUGGUCAUUAGAUCUUCAAUGUAUGUUGUAGAUGAGGCUUCGAACAUCACAUACUUUCCACUGUGGAAUGACAUGAAAUUUAGGGUUGCUUUCCUUUGUGUUGUCUUGACUCCUGUUUAGGAAUGAAUGCAAUAUAAGUAAGUGAUGUUGACAUGCCUUCACACUGAUAGUGUCAGAAAUGGGUGUCAACAAUUGGGAUAAAGUAUUUAAAAUAGAGCAUUGUUUAACACCCCAAAACUGUGUGGAAUAAUUUCUUCAUGGAUCUAUUUGGGUCAGAUCAUGUGGGCUGUAGAGGUAUGUUAUGUUCAGUCAGGUCCAUAUCUUUCAAAAGCUUUCACUUUUACAACGUGAAAGUGAAUAGUGGAGUUGGUAGCUCACUCUUUGUGUUUGAACUUGAGAAGCAGCUCAUGCUGUGACAGAAGUGUAGGCUUCUUGUGAAGGUGGGGUGAAGACAGAGUUGAGGCGUUUGGGAAGGCAUCACUCACAUUGACAGAGACUGGAAACCUGAUUUUUUUAAAACAUAAGACAGAGCCACAGUUUCUACCCCAUGUAGCAGUGUUAGUUAUGUUUCUGUGUUCUAAUUAUUUCCAAGAUUUUGUUUAGCAUGUGUAUAAUGUCAUUUCUUAUGUUUGAUGUAAUAGCAUGGCUACAUGUGGUUGUGUGUGUUUUUUGUUGUUGGUUUUUUUCAUGUGUUGCUCUGGAGUAAAGGGUGAUGUUGGUACACUGAGACAUUGUGAAAUGAUCACCACAGUGUUCUUAGGUCAUCCAUCACCUCAGUUACAAACCCAGAGGCCUCUUGGAGCUGUUUUGAAUUUGACAGCUCAGUUCUGCUAAUCACCCUCUGUGUAAUGGAACAUUGGAACUCUCUUCUCUCGGGCUCUGACUUUGAAUCCACGCACCAGUUUCCCUUCCAUACACACUCCAAGCUAGGACAAAUCCUAAAACCAAACAGUCAAAAGCCCAAAUGAAGACCAGAGUAAUAUUUUCUAAACAAAUAUUAUUCUCUUUCCUAUCACAUUUUGCUUUCUAUCCUGGUUAAUGUAAUGAUUUUAAAUUCUUUUAUUAAGUUAAUUCUUAACAUCCCGAUACUUUAGUGAGGCAAGCCAUUGAGUAAAUGAGUAGGCCCAGUUAAAAUUGAUAUAAUACAGGACAUGGAAAUCUAAUUUUCAAAACAAAAAUACCCUGCAAAAGAGAGGCUUUCUAUAAAAGUUCUUUUGUGUAGUGUGUUUAAAGUUUAAGUUCACACAUACAUCGUUUCCUGGGAACCUUUUCCAGGCAGGGAGAACUGUGGGGCACCUGAUACAUGGCCCAGUUGAUGGCUACUUUGAAGUCAGCUUUAAAAAAGAAAAUCAUCUAUGCCAUAGGAGUAAAAAGGCUACAGAAAGUGCACUGCUUACUCUUAGUUUGUGACUGUCAGCAGCUGUGGAUGAGCACCUGCUGUGAGCAGGUUGCUGUGCUGGGCAGCAGAACUACAUCUUCAGAGCAGUUUUGUCUGUCCCUGGUGGACCUGUUUCUUGUGAAGGCACAGGUGGGAGAGUGGAAAGAUGGAGUUGGACGGAGGUGUUAAAUGCUGUGAAUGGAUUUGUUUACUUAAACAAUGGUCCACAUUUUGGAACAUGUUCAUAAGCAGCUGUCCCAGUCUGUCCAUGAUACAUGGAUCUACGGUACUAUAAAGAGUAGUAGUUAAUAACAGGCCAAGAUGAUAAGCCAUUGUAUGUCCCUGCUCCUCAGAGGGACGUCACAGGGUACUGUGCAGGAGGCUGUUAGCUCCUGCACAUGAACUUUUCUGUAUCGCGGGUUGUUUGUGAGAUGAUACAGUUAUCUGUCUCCCUUUGAGUCCAGGGCUCUUACCUGAGGAGUGGUGAAGAUGGGGGAAAGGAACCCACUUCUGGUCCCCUGUAAUACUCCUCUGAGAGUCAUUUGUCACCCUUUAGAGAAGGAGACCAGCUGAACUUUAAAACACACACUUUCAGUUGGGGGGCGGGUGUCAGUCUUUUAUCUUUUUUACAAUUAGGAUAUUCUAUAGCAAUAAAGGAAACUAAGGUAUUCUGUUUAUUAUAUACUAUAACUGGUAUGAUUUUUCUAAAAAAAAUUAAAAGCACAAUGUCAUUGGAAAGUGUUUAUUAAAAAAAUUCAUAAUUCACAUUGAAUUUAGAAAGGCCAAAGAAAUGGAAGGGAGUGGUAAAGACAUUUUGGUUCAUGACAUCCACAUGUUGUGUCUCCAAGAAUCCUAGUAGUGUUUUCAACUUGGAGACGGAUUUCACAUGACUCUGUUUACUCUCCAGUUGAAAAGUUGCAGCAUAUAAGUUGGUCUUUCUCACUGUAUUUAAAGAUUGUUAUGUAUUUCAGUAUCAUCAUAGCUUGUUGAGUCACACAUACCCUCAGAUCUGGGGUGGUGACAGAUAGUGACACUGCCAUUGGCUUCCAAUAGUAGUGUCCAUAGUGAAGCAGGACUGUUCAGUUCUGCUGUGUUAACUGUAAGUCCAUACUAGCUUGAGACUGAUUGUUGUAAAAGCCACCACAAGGCUGAGGACAUCUUAGCUAGAAAUUCUCACAUUAUCUUGUUUUCUGUACUAGUUUCCAGAGCGGGGGUAGAACUGGUCCUGUUAACUUUUUGAAUGUCCUCUGGUUGAAUGUGUUUUUCCAUUAAUAAAGUUUUGAUAUUUGUUUAAAUUAUACUUCUGUGGGACUAGGGGUUUAGAAUAAUCAUUGCUCUGUUUUGAUUUUGUAUUCUUUUAAAUGAAUGUUUAGUUUUCUGAGCCGAUGGUUAUUUCAUCCUCAUGUCCUGUUAAAUCCAGUGACUACACCGGAACUGUGAAUAAAUUACCCAAAACCUU